AUGCCUAAGCCAAAGACGGAAGAGCCCGUGUUCUCAAGGCCGUUUUUCAAUGUAGCGGAUAAUGCUCCUCAUCCACCAGAACAAGCGAGUGCAACGGUCAUGCCUAAGCCAAAGACGGAAGAGCCCGUGUUCUCAAGGCCUUUUUUCAAUGUAGCGGAUAAUGCUCCAAGCACCGGCAUUCCCCCUCCCACCAUUCCCCCUCCUACUACGAUGCCGGUCCCUGACAAUGCCGGUUAUGACACCGACGAGACAAGGCCUCUUCUCGGUCGCUCAUCCUCGACGAUGGUUCCCGAUUAUGGUAAAGACCCUGAGCAUGAACCUGCCCACCCCGUCACCGUCUACUUCCAACCCGGCAACAGCUCCAUCUGGCCCACACCCGCUCGUAACUUCGAAGCGUUCGGAUGGAAGGAGAUUAUGCUCCCCGAUAGCAGCUUCUACUACUCUCACCCCGACUUGCACGUCACGACCGACAUCGAUAUGAGGAACUACGUGAAGAUGGAGGCGGUCACUGCGUAUCUUGGGGGACGUGAUACGGAUGAUCAAGGAGUUCUGCCUUCAGAGGGGUGGGAGUUGUGGCUGAAGGAUGCGGCAUUAUCGAAGGAUGAGUUCAUUCCUGGGAGGGCUUGGGUGAACCACGCCAAGCGUGUCAUUUCUCUUGAGAAGCCCGUUGUGGAGACGAGCGAGGUGCAUGUCUUUGACGAGAGCCGUCUCGACAUGGAGCAUCGAUACUGGUCUUAUAUCGAAGCACACCCAGCCCAUGCCCCUCUUCCCCCGAGUGCGGCGUCGGAGGCCAUCAACAUCUUACAAUGGUCGUACGCAGACCGUCUGCUUCCAUCUUCCAAGCUUGCACUUCCGCCGUUCAGUCAAGAGGAAUGCCAGGAAUUAAUGAGCUUGCUUCGGUCUCUUGAAGGUCCUGCGAAUCAGUACGACAUGCAGGCCGCCAUUCGCACCCGCAUGAUAGCCAAGAUCCUCCUCCGUAUCACGGCGUGGCGUUUGGGCUCUCCCAGUUCCCCGAAGGAUUCUUCAGCCGGCUCGUCGAAGACCAACGGGCAUAUCGAGCGCCGCAUCCCUUUUCGAAGGACCAUCCUUGACUUCGUAAUCUCUAUCGUAUGCCUCGGCGUUCCCUACCUCUUCGUGGAACGUUCGCGUUACCACCGGGGUGACCACGAAAGCGGAUCACGACCAAGCUCUGCUGGACCCAUGCUCGUUAUCGGAAGUUGUGCUUGUUUGAUCGCUGCCGUCAUCCUCAGCGCAUCGGUCACGCUCAUCUCACUGCCUGGGCUAGACGAUUUCGCUCGUCUCGCAGGAUUCAUGGCCAUCAUCCUUUCGGCCUCGAGUAUGUGCUCCUCCAUCGUGGCCCUCCUGCGUUACAACUCCGACAUCGGGCGCCACCACUCGACGUUCGUUGGAGAAGGCAUGAUCCUCGUCACGAGACGCAGCCUUUUGUUAUCCCUUCCCCUCGUGUUCCUCAUAUGGGCAAUCGUGGCAUUCAUCACCGGUAUCACUUUGUACGCUUUCCGAGGGAUGGACAUCACCAACGUCGGCACCGUGGCUCGUCAUUUCGAGCCUUAUACGCGUUGGGCGGUGCUCGGUGUGAUUGGAGGAUUCGUAUUCAUCACGACUGUAUUGUUGAUUCGUUGGUAA
Molecule: messenger RNA, 1644 nt
Organism: Stereum hirsutum FP-91666 SS1
Lineage: Eukaryota; Fungi; Basidiomycota; Agaricomycetes; Russulales; Stereaceae
Exons: 10
Coding region: 1-1644 (547 amino acids)
Source: RefSeq, a predicted model, not a curated record